AUGGAAUCCAUAAUACAUAACGUUCGUCGGUCAAAAUUUUUCAAAUUUACUCUCGUAAUAUCCAUUUCAUUGGUUUUUGUUAUAUUAGUAUACAGAACAGAUCGCUCAAAUCGUUUAUCAAUUCCUGUUUUCGUAUCGGAAUUUGAUGAAGCAGUUAAAAUAAUAUCUGGUCUUCGUCUUAAGUCGACUUCUCUAUACGGUCUAAAGUAUCGAGCAAUGAUUUGUACAAUCGUUCGAAAUGAUCCACAUCUUUUAGAAUUUCUUCUACGACAUUUGAUAACUGGCUUUUCUCAUAUUGUCAUCUAUGACAAUAACAGGAUUUUGUCUGGUUAUGAUAUGAAUAUCAGUAAUCUUCUUGCACCAUUUAUUGCUGCUGAUGUAGUGACUCAUAUUCCGUGGUAUCAGAAUACUACUAAUUUACUUCCGAAUGAUAUUAAAAAUCAAAAUAGUGUCGAAUGUUUAAAUAAUUAUGCGAAAGAUGCUGAUUGGGUGGCUAUUCUUGAUACAGAUGAAUAUUUUUACUAUGAAAAGAAAAAUACUGCUGUGAAUACUCUCAAUGAUCUACUGUUGGAACUAGAAAAAAAUCAUAGAUGUGGAGUUCACGUUCCAUGGACCAUGACGUAUGGUGAGGCAAAAGUACUCAGACAGAAUAAAACAUUGUUUGAAGCCUAUCCUCGUAUGUGUGGAAUUUAUGGAUUAAAUAAAGUUUUAGCAAGAGCAGCAUUAGCAAAUUUUAAUAUUCCACAUGGUACAUCAUGCAAAUUAAAUAAUUAUUCUACAGCAUCACUAGGUUCGAAUAACAUCUCAAAAACUUCAUUAGUUCAUUACUAUAGUAAAUCAAUGGAAGAACAUCUCGUCAAAGUCGAUCAAAGUAUUCCACCAUACAUUAGAGUACCCAUAAGCUCUUAUCGUCUAAAACAUAUUUGUACACGUGAUAAGGUUAAAUACGCAGAAGAUUAUGAAAAUGCUUUUCUUCGAUCUUACAAACGGCUUGAAGCAAUGCAUUCAUUGCAAAUCGUUAAUUUACGACCUUCACCUAGUCUUAACAUAAAACAAAUGACCGACUACGCUCUUUACAUUCAUCUUAAAUAUCGAUGUGCUAAACGGCAUGAGUUCGAUAAUGAUAAAUAUUUGUCUAUUAAUCCAAGUGUCAAAGAACAGGUCAAAAAUGGUUCUCUUCCCGAUGGUUUCUAUCAUUUCAUGGCUAAUUUUUUGAAGGGAGCUGUGGGGUGUUGGCGAACACAUAACGAUUCAUUCUGUGAAUAG
Rotaria sp. Silwood2 is the source of this 1266-nucleotide messenger RNA. The record is from the annotation of a GenBank genome assembly. Lineage: Eukaryota; Metazoa; Rotifera; Eurotatoria; Philodinida; Philodinidae.